AUGCAUACUUCUGCCCCUUGCAAUAUCUGUGGGAAAGGACCUCUUCUGCUGCGUAACCUGUACAGACAUAUGCGAGACGUCCACAUGUGCUCUGAUGAGGAAGUAAAUAACGUUAAGAACGCAGUAAAGAGGGCCAUUCAUGCGGAAGAGUUUAAUUGUGAGGACUGCGGAAGAACAUUCUUCAAAUACAGUGCAUUCAGGAAACAUAGGAAGAAUGUUCACCGAAGAUGCUGCCACAACAUCACGAGCAAGCGGAGCAGACUCUUGCAUAAGCUAUUCCGUCCAAUGUCCAGGUUGCGACCAAACAUUCUACAGCAACUCGGACUUGGCGAAGCAUUGUGA
Molecule: messenger RNA, 342 nt
Organism: Necator americanus (New World hookworm)
Lineage: Eukaryota; Metazoa; Nematoda; Chromadorea; Rhabditida; Ancylostomatidae
Exons: 2
Coding region: 1-342 (113 amino acids)
Source: RefSeq, a predicted model, not a curated record